UGAUUCUCUCCCAUUUGUUGUCGUCCUUCUUCUCUGCCUCCGCCAUCGCCUCCAAGACGAACGGCAUCUGCACUGAGGGCUUCAGAGGAACCGUGGUGCCCUUGCCUCAAACUAAGCCAACCCGAUCGGGAUUUCUAGGAUGCUGGAGAAGUGCCACAUACGGCAGGAGCUUCAAUCUCAACUAACCCUCUUCAGAAUUUUACAGCUCAAGGUCGAAGGAAUGGAACUAUCCGGCCGUGUAUGGGUUUCCGGGCCGUUGGCCUCCAGGAAAAGGCCCGGCCCAUCAUUCCUUCCACGGUUGCACCCUCAAAUCCUGUUUUGCCCAUCCCAAUCUACGAGCCGCGAGGGUGCCAUGGCGCGAUACUCCCCGCCGCUGCUGCGUCGCUUCUUCCGCUGCGCCGCCAAAUCCGCCUCCGCCGCCGGAGGCGGCACUGGGAAGAAGAACCUCGUCUUCUUGGGAUCGCCCCAGGUGGCCGCCUCGGUCCUGGACACGCUGCUGGCCGCGUCCGGCUCCCUGGACUCCGCGUUCCAGGUCGCCGCCAUCGUGACGCAGCCCCCCGCUGCCAAGAACAGGGGGAGGAAGCUGAUGCCGUCGGCCGUCGCGCAGCUCGCGCUCGCACGCGGGUUCCCCGAGGACCUCAUCUUCACGCCGGAGCGGGCCGGGGAGGAGUCGUUUCUCUCGGAUUUGAAGGAUGUAAAACCGGAUGUUUGCGUCACCGCUGCUUACGGGAACAUUCUGCCCCAGAGGUUUCUUGAUAUCCCACCAUGUGGAACAGUUAAUAUACACCCAAGCUUGUUGCCUCUAUAUCGUGGUGCAGCUCCAGUGCAGAGGGCAUUGCAGGAUGGUGUUGUAGAAACAGGUGUUUCCCUUGCAUAUACCGUUCGUGCAUUGGAUGCAGGUCCAGUGAUUGCAUGUGAAAGGUUUUCUGUUGAUGAAUGUGUCAAGGCACCAGAGCUACUUGCUGUAUUGUUUGAUAUAGGAUCCACGCUAUUGAUUCGUGAACUACCAUCCAUUCUUGAUGGCUCGGCUAAAGAAAAGGCACAACCACAGGAUGAUUCUGAUGCUACACUGGCACCCAAGUUGAAUUCUGAGGAGUCAUGGUUAUCGUUUGACCAAGAUGCUAAAGUGCUCCAUAACAAGGUACGAGCAUUUGCAGGGUGGCCAGGAACUCGCACGAAACUGCAACUUGUAAACCAAAACGGUGAAUCCAAUGUGCUAGAGAUUAAGGUUAUCAGCACGAAGGUUUCAACAUCCUGUGGCAAGAUCGGUGAUGAAAAUGAGAUUCUGUUCUCGGGGAGCUCAUUGCUGAUUCCUUGCAGUGGGUCAACUUGGCUCGAGGUCGUGGAGCUUCAACUCCCUGGAAAGAAGGUAACGACGGCACGAGACUUCUGGAAUGGAUUGCGUGGUCAGAAGCUGCUGAAAUCACCAUAGAGUGCUUGCAUUCGCAUCACAGCUUGUGCUAUCAUAUGCAUAGCAAGGGGAGCGCACUGCCAUUACACACAUAUUACUGGAAGAGACGUCGUUUUUCCUGAUUUUUUUACUGGGUUAUUUUGCAUUCAUCGUUGGCAUGUUUAUUGCUUGUUCCGUGGAUCUUUUAAAAUUACAUACAAUUGUUAAUUUUUGGUCCCAUUUCAUCUGA
Phragmites australis (common reed) is the source of this 1640-nucleotide messenger RNA. RefSeq lists its product as uncharacterized. The record is from RefSeq and is a predicted model, not a curated record. The transcript has 11 exons. Bases 140 to 1432 code for a protein of 430 amino acids. Gene Ontology annotation, molecular function: methionyl-tRNA formyltransferase activity. Gene Ontology annotation, biological process: biosynthetic process; conversion of methionyl-tRNA to N-formyl-methionyl-tRNA. Lineage: Eukaryota; Viridiplantae; Streptophyta; Magnoliopsida; Poales; Poaceae.